ACUCGUUCUUGCUCUACUACAAUGGAAGAAGCUAGCCAUUUGGAGCUGGUGAAGAGUCUCCAGGAAAACAUUGAAGCGGAAUUUUCCAAACUGUACCGGUUCCUGCAGGAACAGGAAAGCACCAUGAGUGACAAGCUGAGGAGGGAAUCGGAGGAGCUGGUGCAGUCACUGGAGGUAAACCUCAAACUAAUCUCCAAGAAGAGCAGCUCCAUCGAGAAGUUCAUUGCUGAGAUGCGCUCGCUGAUUCACACAGACGAUCAAAGCCGGCUUCUAACGGAUAUUAAGGGUGUCCUUCAAAGAAGUGACUUACACAAUGAGCCUAUCCUACAGCCGUCUGACAUGAGUUUGGGGGAGUUUAAUGGGCCUCUGCAGUAUGCAGCAUGGAAACAGAUGCUGAGCGUCAUCAACCCAGUUCCAGCUCCUUUGACCCUCGACUCAGAGACGGCAAACCCCUGCCUUAUUCUGUCCAAGGACCACACCAUGGUCAAGCGUCGCGCCAAGUUCAAGCAGCUACCGGAGACUCCCAAGAGAUUCACCUUCUGUGUCUCGGUGCUAGCGACAGAAGGGUUCACCUCUGGGAGGCACUACUGGGAGGUAGAAGUAGAGGGCAUGUCUGGCUGGAUCAUCGGCAUGGCCAAGGAGACUGUCAACAGGAGCGAUGACAUCCCACUGACGCCUGCCAACGGUUUUUGGACCGUCCAGCUGUGGAAUGGGAAAGUGCAUGCGUCCCAAGGCAGAUCUGGCUCUUUGUGCUGUGCAGGUAUCAAGCCCGACAGGAUUGGAGUCUACCUGGAUUAUGAAGGGGGUCAAAUAUCAUUUUACAAUGGCGGUGACAUGUCCCAUCUCUACACCUUCUCUGAUCACUUUGUGGAGAAAAUCUAUCCCUUCCUUUUCCCUCUGCCUAACAUGGAAAUGUCAGAGGCAGAAAUCCUGAAGCUUUUCCAUUUGUAUUUAUGACAUUUGAAAAAAGGGAGAAGGAAGGGAUUGGAGGGCUGAAUAUCCAUGGAGUAAAUGUUGUCCAGCAUAGCACCUUACCCAUUGGAUAAUGGAAUUUGAUUAUAAAGUUCACUGCCAACA
Molecule: messenger RNA, 1077 nt
Organism: Carcharodon carcharias (great white shark)
Lineage: Eukaryota; Metazoa; Chordata; Chondrichthyes; Lamniformes; Lamnidae
Product: zinc-binding protein A33-like
Exons: 5
Coding region: 22-957 (311 amino acids)
Molecular function (GO): protein binding
Source: RefSeq, a predicted model, not a curated record